Molecule: messenger RNA, 685 nt
Organism: Mucor mucedo
Lineage: Eukaryota; Fungi; Mucoromycota; Mucoromycetes; Mucorales; Mucoraceae
Exons: 3
Coding region: 146-604 (152 amino acids)
Biological process (GO): mRNA splicing, via spliceosome
Cellular component (GO): U12-type spliceosomal complex
Source: RefSeq, a predicted model, not a curated record
AAAAGAAGAAGCUCAAUGUUUUAGAAAGAAAGAAAGAAAAAAAAAAUGCUUAUUGAUGUGCCACAAACACUGCGAAAAUUAAACGCGUCAUUUUUUUCAAGUUGUGAUAAAAGAGGAGAAACCCUUCCCUUCUUUUUUUUCCUCCAUGUCAAAUAAUCAAGAUCAAGAACUUUUAAUAGAGUUACAAGGACAAAUUAAUCAAUUGCUAGAGAGUCAUGAAUUACAAGAUCUUACAAGUUGGCCUACAGAAGGGGAGUUGGAUACCUUGAUUGCAGUAGAACAAGGUCAAGCCUUUCACAUUACUCUUCAGCGUGAUCCAUUACCCUCCAUUCCCCUCACUGUGCUUCAGUCCUCCAGUGUGCUCCAAAUAAAACACAUGAUUAAACUUCAACUAGAGAAAAUGGAAAAGAAGAAGAAGGGUCGACAAAGAAGGAUCAGCUGGAAAUAUAUCUGGAGAUCCUAUUGCCUCAUGUUUGAUCAUACGAAGCUCUCGGAUGACAAUGCAGUCGUGAGUCAGUUGGGAAUAAAACAAGAUAGUGUCUUGAGAUUUUCUCGGUUAGCACACGCAAAGGGGCAUCAUAGGAAAGCCUGGCGCCACCGAUGAGGUAUUUUUUUUUUUUUUUUCCUUUUUAAAGAAAUAAAAUAUCGGACCUGCAUCAAAAUUCAAUGUUGCAAACAACUUAAA